AUGGCCAUCCAACCUCUCUCGAGCUUGACGACUUCGACACGAAGAAUGACUGGUGAAGUUCCUCCGGUCCUCGUAGGAGCAUCGACCACAGUCGUGGGUAACAGAGUAUAUCUUUUUGGCGGUCGUCUCGGCGCAACUCGACGAUUGACCUCUGACCUGUACGUCCUCGAUCUGCGUACUUCCGAGUGGAAGAAUAUCACACCCUCGGAGAGUGGCAGCGCUCCGCACGCCCCAGCCCCAAGAUACUUCCAUAGUGCGGACAGCUGGAACGGUUUUCUUGUUGUAUUUGGAGGAGUGGGAUACGGCUCGAACAACAAUUCCCCCGGCGUACUCAACGAUGUACGAUUCUUCUCACUUGUACAACACCGAUGGAUCCCAGCCGCUGAGACAAACCCCCUACCUCCCAAUGUGCCACCCCAUUCUUCUUGUAUUCCUACUCAUGACCCACUAAUUCCUCGACCGCGUUAUGCGCACAUCUCCUCAGUCACUGAUUCGAGAUUGUUCGUUAUCGGUGGACAAGACAUGCCCUCCCAAGACUGGCUUGAUGAUAUUCAUGUCUUUGAUCUCUUUCAAAAACGGUGGAUCGAGCGGAGAGAGUAUCCGCGACAUUGUGGGAUGUAUAGGAGCCUCGCCACCGCGCCGCAAACAGUGAUUCGUGACCCUGUUCGCGAAGGGGUUCCAACCAAAACAGAUGAGCUUGCAUUUUUCCCGGUGGGGAAGGCCACCUCCCCCAGCUACAGCGUGUUACCUCCCCACCCACCGCAAGGAAUCUCUGAUCGGCUCGUCUUUUGCCCAUACUCCGACGUACCAUCCUUAGAGCAUCCCGCUGAGAUUCAUUUGUACAGCAACUAUAACUUUUCCGAUGUUAAGCGCGAACUUGAAGUGUUUACGCCAACCGAGAAUUCGUUUUAUACCACGGACAGAUCCGAUAUGAUGAACGGAUCAUCCUUCCCACCCGGCCUCCGAUUUCCUACUGGAGCGAUCCUAGGAAAUCACCUCAUCAUCGCUGGGACUUAUCUGUCUCAGUCCUACCAGUGUUAUUCCAUAUGGGCACUUGACCUAAACGAAAUGACGUGGUCACGCAUUGAUACUGGAGCUGUUCUUGCAACUGGUUCCUGGACGCGUGGCAUAUUGUGGGGGGAUGCUAAUACGUAUGUCAUUUUUGGAAAUCCUUCGGGGAACAUGGUUGAGGACUAUAACCAUCGCAUCCUCAACUGGAGCCAUGCUGUGCACGUUGAACUUGAAACAUUUGGGAUUUAUACUUUCCCCACCCUUCAAACCCCUGUCAAAGGCCAAGUUCUUGGCCUUGACGCCUUGGAAGCUGAGCUUUUUGCCGAUUUUGAAAUCCUUUGCGAAGACGGGAGGAAAAUUAAAUGCUCUCGUAAACUUGUAGAAGAACGUUGGCCGUGGUUCAAGCGUCAGCGGAUCAACUAUGUCGAAGCUGCAAAGAAGGUCGUCUCGACGCAUAUCCUGACCGACAUUGAAGAUGUUCCUCUCCCAGACUCCUUACCUAAUGAACUCUUUGCCAACCCGGAAGACCGACCCGAUCCCAGGCUGACACCGAGGAUGUUGCGCCUCUCCGAACCGUAUCCGAUCACGAAGGCGUUGCUGCAGUACUUCUACUCUGGGAGCCUGAUCACUCCAUUGCAACACGCCCCCCUUGUACUCAGUGCCUUGCUCCUUCUCAGCAACAUUUACGAGUUGGCACACUUAGCUAAACUUGUGAAACAUGCCAUGCAUCAGACUCUUUCGCCAGCUACAAGUGUAGAUGUGUACGAAGUUGCCACAUUGUGCGACUCACAAAAUCUACAGAUUCGGGCUUUGCGCAUGGUGCUGGGUUCGAACAGGAAUGUGACUCAGCAAAGUGGGCAGGACUACUUGCGGUCUUACGCCGCACGAUUGAAGUUCACGUCUCAGGACAACAUACAAACAAUUUUUUACGGAACCAGAACGAAUGGACGGUGCACUAGCGCACAGUUAAAUCAGGAUCGCGAGAAAGAAACGCCAAUGCAGAGUUCGAACGCGAACAUUACAUGCCCGGAUGUAAUCCAUGUCGGAACGAAGGAUCCUAUGCAGCGAUGGAAUGACUCUGACACGAGAGGUCUCCCACCAACGGAUGCGAAGCUGCCGCCGGCCUCACGCCCAGAUUUCCAACUUAAACGGGAAGGUUCAUUGAUACCCACACGGGUGUCAUCAUUAUCACUGGCGGAGCCUGUGGUGCCUAACCCAAUGCACAAGCGAGCGUCGAUGAACCCGGCCAACCCAGGUAGUCUAAAACAGCGCCCGAACAAAAUCGCCUCCGGGCAACUAACCGAUCAGACUAAGAUGAUAAACUCUUGUGCUCAAAUCCGCCAGGAUGUGUCUCUGCCACCCUUCCCUCCUUUGGAUCGCACUGACCCCCAUACCUCCCCCCUCGAAUCUCACGCCUCCACGGAGGAGCCACCUCGGUUUCUCCUUAUGUCGCCCACUGAAUUUCCUCACAACGUAUCCUCUUUUGUUCAACCAUCUCGCGAAGUCUCUAGGCAGCAGAGUGCUGACACCCUUGGCUUGAGACAUUCGGCUAAAUCGUCCCGACCGAGAUCAUUGAGUGACGCAGGUCCCUCACGUCCAUACGCUGACGACUCUGUCCAGAGCAUCUCAUCACUCGCAACUAGCAUCGAAAGAACUCGGGACGUCGUCUUUAUUGAAACGGACGAUGCGGACCCCCCUCGCGCGGGCAAAGUCUCUCUCCCUCCAAAGGCACUCAAGAUACUCGGAAAUGACGACAUUCUGCCAACCCCUGACAGCUUCCUUUCUGAUACUCAUCCGGAUCAACACUACGCAGCAGAAGUUCAGUCUAUCUCUGGGACGAGCGGAUCCGGUCGGUCAACAACAACCCAAAAGAGCGGGAAAUGGAGUCGAUUGCUUUCACGAUCAACUGAUUGGUCUACCCCCGCAAAGAAAAAGAAACCCAAACAAAGCCUAUUCAAGGGCUCGUACCUCGCCACAGAGGGUCAUUACCAAUUCAUGUAG
Molecule: messenger RNA, 3012 nt
Organism: Cantharellus anzutake
Lineage: Eukaryota; Fungi; Basidiomycota; Agaricomycetes; Cantharellales; Hydnaceae
Exons: 3
Coding region: 1-3012 (1003 amino acids)
Biological process (GO): cell redox homeostasis
Cellular component (GO): mitochondrion; cytosol
Molecular function (GO): protein binding
Source: RefSeq, a predicted model, not a curated record